GAAAAAUCUCCUUUUAUGACGUAUCCAUACUUGUUUGCAUUACUUAAACCUAUAUUCCAGAACUGUUAUUCUUUUCUUGCAUUAGACUUUUUCGCGGCAAAUCAUUUGGGAGCAGGGACAGCAAAAUGUUGAAAACGUUCCUGACACUAGUUUUGCUUCCUGUCUUUUUAACAUUCCCCGGAUUUUCUGAAUGCCGGCUGCCAAAACAACCUCACAUAAUAUUUAUCUUAGCAGACGAUCUCGGUUGGAAUGACGUUAGUUUUCAUGGUAGUCAACAGAUUCCUACUCCGAACAUCGAUGCCUUGGCAAAAGAUGGCGUCAUCUUGAACAACUAUUACGUCCAACCAAUCUGCACACCGUCAAGGGCAGCUCUAAUGACAGGGAAAUAUCCAAUUAAGCUUGGUCUUCAACAUUAUGUAAUUUCAGUAAAUAGUCCGUAUGGACUACCUCCUAAUGAAACAAUAUUGCCUCAGUACCUGAAACAACUUGGAUACGCAACACAUGGAGUAGGAAAGUGGCAUUUAGGUUUCUUCAAAAAUGAAUACCUUCCUGUGAAUAGAGGUUUCGAUUCUUUCUUUGGUUAUUGGUCCGGGUUUGAAGACUAUUUUACACAUAUUGCACAAGAGGAUGAUGUCUUUGGACUUGACUUUCAUGACAACAACGAGGAUGAGUGGGGGUAUUUUGAAACGUAUGGAACAGAGAUUUUCACCAAAAAAGCAGUCGAUAUCAUUCAGAGUCAUGAUCCUCAACAACCUUUGUUCCUGUACUUCUCUCACCAAGCUGUACAUGUUGGGCGUGAAGAGGAGCCUUUUCAAGCACCUGAAGAAUACAUUAAUAGGUUUUCCCACAUAAACGAUCCAGAAAGAAGAAUUUUCGCAGGUAUGGCAUCAGCUAUGGAUGAUUCAAUAGGAGAAGUGUUUUCGGCAUUAGAUAAAGCGGGCAUGUUAGAUGAUUCAAUAAUUAUAUUUUCAACUGACAAUGGUGCAGAAGUUGCUGCAGUAAAUAAUGCUACUGGAUCCAACUUUCCUCUACGGGGAGCUAAAUUUACUUUGUUGGAAGGAGCAAUAAGAGGCACCGCAUUCGUUUGGAGUCGCUUUCUACGAAAUAUGAGAAAGGUUUCUAAUGAACUGAUGCAUAUAACCGACUGGUUACCAACUUUGUUAGCAUUAGCAGGAGGAAACCCAGCAGAACUUCAGGAUAUAGAUGGCUUCAAUCAAUGGUCAUCAAUAUGUUGUGGAGGUACGUCAAAGAGGAAUGAGAUUUUACUAAAUAUUGAUCCAAAGUGGAAAAUAGAUGGAAUUCGAAAAGGAAAAUACAAAUUAGUGAAGGGAACUUGCUUCGAUGGUCUUCUUGAUACUUGGUUUAACAAAGAAGGCAAGCCUACAUAUGGUGAUGACUUUACUGAAGAUGAACUCAAAAUGCAUAAACAGGUAUAUAAAGAAAGUGCUCAGAAAUCUUUGAUUCAACGUAUUUUGCUGAAAAACUAUGGCAAGAAAUCCUUUGACCAUUUCUGUAGCCCGCCAAUAAACUUUCAGAAAAACUCGCAGAAAACUGGAAAAUAUAUCAGGACAUGCGAUGAAAAGCAUGAUAAAUUCGAGGAAAAUAUUGGAAAUUGCAUUUGUCCUGUGAUUGUAGAUUGUGGAUGUAAUGUGUUCAGAGAAUGCAACCUUGAUCUGGAAGCAUGUCUCUUUAAUGUGGAAGAAGAUCCUUGUGAAUAUAAUAAUAUAGCAGCUUUUGAACCAGAGAUUGUUGCAGAAUUGAAGGAAACAUUGGAGUACUAUAGACUUAAAUCUGUGCCAAUAGCGAAUCAGCCUAUAGAUUCAUGUGCGAAUCCUAAAUAUCAUGGUUACUCUUGGGUUCCUUGGAAAUCAAAGACUUCAUGUAACGACAAAUUUGAGUGACAUUAUUUUUCAAAAGUCAGCUCAAAAUAUUUCUCAACAUCAGAAUAUAAUCCUUCACCAUACGGGAUGAUGUAUUUGCACAGUGACAGUGCAACUAUAUUAUCCAUUUGUAGUUCAUCAACCUGUGCAAUGAAGCUUGAAAUACUAUGUAAUUAAUUAGUUGCUGAUAAUUGAACGCUAUAAUAGUGUAGUAAGACAACAUACAUGUGUAAAUAUCAUCAUAAAACUUUCCUGGGACUCAGAAAAUCUACUUUUAUUAUAUUAAGAACUAUGUUUAUUAUUGUGUGAAUUUAAUGUGUGUGCAAUAAAAAUAUUUUUGUGAUUUA
Messenger RNA from Uloborus diversus, 2227 nucleotides. RefSeq names its product arylsulfatase B-like. NCBI's taxonomy places the organism in Eukaryota, Metazoa, Arthropoda, Arachnida, Araneae, Uloboridae. The record is from RefSeq and is a predicted model, not a curated record. The transcript is spliced from 11 exons. Bases 126 to 1901 code for a protein of 591 amino acids.